Sander lucioperca (pikeperch) is the source of this 4703-nucleotide messenger RNA. RefSeq names its product putative WEB family protein At1g65010, chloroplastic. Lineage: Eukaryota; Metazoa; Chordata; Actinopteri; Perciformes; Percidae. The transcript is spliced from 7 exons. Gene Ontology annotation, molecular function: GTP binding. The coding region runs from base 268 to 4554 and encodes 1428 amino acids. The record is from RefSeq and is a predicted model, not a curated record.
CUACAACAACAUAUAACAACAACAACUUUUUUAGUUUUAUAAAUGAGAAGAGAACAGAAUCAAACAGCUUGUCCCUAAACUAAACAAUUACCCCUCACUAUUUAUAGCCUUAAGAACAUUUUUGGCUGCUGGGGGACUUUAUUUGAACGUCUCCGCUCUGAACUUUUUUUCAGUUUCACUUUCAUCAGUUUUUGUGUCGCUGCAAGAAUUCCUGUAGCCAGGUUUUCACACCCAGCAGCUGGCUUCCAGUUGAAUUAGUCUCUGGUAAUGUUUGCAGCAGACAUCAUGGCGACUGCUGCAAUAGAUGACGUGCCUCCUCUGAAGCGCAGUAGCAGCUAUGAGAUACUGCCACCUCACAUGUCUGAGCUGAGGGUUGUUCUGCUGGGGAACAGCUGGUCUGAGAGGAAUUCAGUGGGGAACUUGAUACUGGGAGAGACUGUGUUCAACAAAGCACCUGAAUGUUGUUUGAAAAUCAGUGGACCGUUGCAGGAGAAAAAAGUAGUUGUCUUCAACACUCCAGAUCUGCUGCAUCCCAACAUCUCUCAACACGAACUGACAGAACAUGUAGAAAACUGUGUGAGAAACUCUGCUCCUGGACCUCAUGUGUUCCUGCUGGUUCUACAGCCUGAAGGCUUCACUGAAGAACACAAACUGAGACUCUGCAGAGUCCUUAAACUCUUCAGUGAUCAAUCAUUUGAUCAUUCAUUGGUGCUGAUCUCACCACCCAGAGAGGAGAGUUCAGCUUCCAUGGAAACAUACAUGGAACACCCUCCAUUAAAAGACCUGAUCAGAAAAUGUAGGUACAGAUACUUGAAGAAGAAGAACCUUGAUCAUUCAGAGCUGUUAACACGCUUGAGUCAAACUGCAAAGGAGAACAACGGAAAGCACGUGACCUAUGAACCAUUUGAGGAUGCAACAUCUACUUUACCAGUUGAUCAUCAAAGCCCAAAACAGAAGGUUUCUAUCAUAGAAACUGUUAAAACCGCUGGGAUUACAGGGAUUACAGCGAAAUUCACGCAACUCUUUAAGAAAAACCCUGUGACUCACACAUCUGCAUUUAGGAUUGUGCUGCUGGGAAAAAGCGAGGACAAACAGACAAAAAUUGGUAACUUGAUCAUCGGUAACCAAAUUUUUCAUUACCAAAAAACUUCCCCAACCAGGCAAUGUGUGGCAACCUGUGGAGAGUGGAGAGGAAAACCAUUAACGGUUGUGAAAACUCCAGACAUGUUCAGUCUGUCUGAGGGAGACCUGAGAAGAGAGGUGAAAAACUGUGUGACUCUUUGUCCUCCUGGACCAAAUGUUCUGCUGCUGUUAGUGAAGCCUUCUGAAUUCACAGAGGAGAACAGACAAACACUGAAGUUCAUCCUGAGUUUGUUUGGUCAAGAUGCCUUUGAGUACUCAAUGAUUGUUGUGACACAUCAGUGGAAAGAAAUGAGAGUCCCUGUUAAUGAACUCCUUAAAGACUGUGGCGGAAGACACUACAGCAUGUCUGAAGAAAACCGUGGAUCAUUAAUGGAGAAGAUUGAAGAAACAGCAAAUAAAAACAACAAAACCCCACCGCCUGUGUCUGAACACAUCAAACCAGCUUUGAACCUGGUUCUCUGUGGGAGGAGAGGAGCAGGGAAGACUUCAGCAGCCAAGGCCAUUUUAGGUCAGACAGAGUUAGUGUCCAACUCAUCAGAGUGUGUUAAACAUCAGGGAGAGGUGUGUGGACGUUGGGUUUCCCUGGUGGAGCUGCCUGCCUUGUAUACAAACCCUCAGGAGGCAGUGAUGGAGGAAUCCUUCAGGUGUAUCUCCCUCUGUGAUCCUGAGGGAGUUCAUGCUUUCAUCCUGGUCCUACCUGUGGCUCCCCUCACUGAUGAAGACAAGGGAGAGUUAGAGGCCAUCCAGAACACAUUCAGCUCUGCAGUCAAUGACUUCACUAUGAUCCUGUUCACAGUGGAGUCAGAUCCUACAGCUCCAGCUGUUGUUAACUUUCUAGAGGAUAAGGACAUCCAGGAGUUCUCUAAGAGCUGUAGAGGAAGAAAUGUUCUCAAUAUCAACGACAAGCAGCAGAUCCCAGAGCUGUUGGAUGGUGUGGAAAAGAUGAGAGUCACUGAGUCCAGAUUCUUCACAAAGGACAUGUUCACCAAGGCUCAGAUGAAGAAGGUUGCGAGACUGAAAGCUGAACUGCAGGAUGUUAAAAAGAAGAGUGAGGUGGAAGGUGAUGAUAAACAUCAGAGCAGAGAGUGUCUCAGGAUGGUGCUGAUUGGGAAGACUGGCAAUGGGAAGAGUGCAACUGGAAACACCAUUCUGGGCAAAGAACAUUUUAUAUCUAAAAGCUGCCCAAUAUCUGUCACUAAGUUUUGCGAGAAAGCAACAGGAGAGAUUGAUGGACAACCUGUUGCUGUGGUCGACACUCCCGGCUUGUUCGACACGACUCUGUCCAAUGAUGAGAUUCAACAGGAGCUUCUGAAAUGCAUCAGCAUGUUGUCUCCUGGACCUCAUGUGUUCUUACUGGUGCUGCAGAUUGGUCGCAUUACAAAGGAGGAAAAAGACUCUGUGGAACUGAUCAAGAAAUAUUUUGGUAAGAAAUCAGGAGACUUCAUCAUCAUUAUAUUCACCAGAGGAGAUGAUCUCAGUCAGUCAAUUGAGAGUUAUAUAGAAUACUGUGACUUUUUGAAAAAACUGGUACGUGACUGUGGAGGAAGAUACCAGGUCUUCAAUAAUAAGGUUGAGAAUGAUAACACACAAGUCAGAGAGCUGCUGAAGAAGUCCAACAAAAUGCUGAAGGAAAAUGGAGGCAACUGCUACACCUCAGAGAUGUUCCAAGAGGCCGAGGAAGCCAUACAGAAGGAAGUGGAGAAGAUCCUGAAGGAGAAAGAAGAAGAAAUGCAGAGACAGAGGGGGGAGCUUCAAAGAAAACACAAGGAGGAAAUGGAAGCAGUGAAGAGCAGAAUGGAACAAGAGAAAGCAGAUAUUGAACAUGAGAGAGCCAAACAACUUGAAGAAAUGGAGGAAAACAUCAACAAGGAGCGCGAGGAGAGAAAGAAAGAACAGGAAAUGAGAGAAGAAGAAGACAGGACAAAGAGAAAGCAGGAACAACUUCAACGACAGAAGUGGGAGCAAACAAUUGCAGUUCUUAAGUCAGAAUCAGAAGAAAAGUUGGAGCAGAGUAAAGAAGAGAUGAGAAGGAGACGAGAGGACUGGGAAAAGGAAAGAGAGGAAUGGUGGGACAAACGAAAUCAAGAAAAUGAACAGAAACGACAUGAGGAGCAAACAAGACUUAAAAAACUCCAAGAAGAAUAUGAGGAGGAAAUGGAAGCAGUGAAGAGAAGAAUGGACCAAGAGAAAGCAGAUAUUGAACAUAAGAGAGCAAAACAACUUGAAGAAAUGGAGGAAAACAUCAACAAGGAGCGCAAUGAGAGAAAGAAAGAACAGGAAAUGAGAGAAGAAGAAGACAAGAAGAAGAGAAGGCAGGAAGAACUUCAACAACAGAAGUGGGAGCAAACACUCAGAGCUCUUAAGUCAGAAUCAGAAGAAAAGUUGGAGCAGAGUAAAGAAGAGAUGAGAAGGAAACGAGAGGAAUGGGAAAAGGAAAGAGAGGAAUGGUGGGACAAAAGAAAUCAAGAAAAUGAACAGAAACGACAUGAGGAGCAAACAAGACUUAAAAAACUCCAAGAAGAAUAUGAGCAGGAAAGAGAAAAAUAUGAAAAGAAAAGAAAAGAAGAUCAAAACAGAAGAGAACAGGAGGAAAAGGAGAGAAAAGAAUGGGAGGAAAUGGAAGCAGUGCAGAGAAGAAGAAUGGAACAAGAGAAAGCAGAUAUUGAACAUGAGAGCGCCAAACAACUUGAAGAAAUGGAGGAAAAAAUCAACAAGGAGCGUGAGGAGAGAAAAAAAGAGGACAGGGAGAAGAGAAAGCAGGAAGAACUUCAACUACAGGAGUGGGAGCAAACACUCGGAGCUCUUAAGUCAGAAUCAGAAGAAAAGUUGGAGCAGAGUAAAGAAGAGAUGAGAAGGAAACGAGAGGAAUGGGAAAAGGAAAGAGAGGAAUUGUGGCACAAACGAAAUCAAGAAAAUGAACAGAAACGACAUGAGGAGCAAACAAGACUUAAAAAACUCCAAGAAGAAUAUGAGCAGGAAAGAGAAAAAUAUGAAAAGAAAAGAAAAGAAGAAGAUCAAAACAGAAGAGAACAGGAGGAAAAGGAGAGAAAAAAAUGUGAGGAAACCUAUAAGAAACAACUGGAGGACAUGAAGAAGAAAUAUGAAGAGGAGGCCAGAAAACAAGCUGAAGAGUUCAAUGAGUUCAGACAGAAAUACACCAAGGACUUCACAGCGUUGGUCGAGAGGCACAUGGAGGAAAUACAGGACAUGAAGCAAAGACAUGAGAGACAAAUACAAGAGUCAGCAGAGAGGCAUGGCCAAGAGUACAAGCAGUUAGAAGACCUCUCAAGUCACAAAGAAAAAACACUGAAAGGAGAAAUGAAGAACUUGAGUGCAAAGCAUAAACAGGAAAUCAACGACUGGAAAAAAAAAUACAAUGAAAAAUCUUUGAUCGAAUGUAACAUCUUUUGACCUCCCCACAGACUCUUGAUCAUUAUGAUGUUAAAGGUGCCCUGCCACACAAAACCGUUUUUACUUGUAUUUUUUUUUAAAUAUGUUAGGUCCAUAUGUGUUUGUGUUAUGUCGUGAACGUGAAAAUGAACUGCUACCUCCUCUGUCAG